CAUGGAUCACUGCCUUGCUGUGGCGAAGGGGCUUGAAGAACUCAGAGAAGCUAUGAACUACGCCAAGCAGGGCACACAAGAUGAACAGGUCAUAGUGGAGAGUUUUGACCAAACGUGAUCCACCUGGAGGAGGAACCGGCAAGCCACUCCAGUAUCCUUGCCAAGAAAACUCCAUGGACAAAGACAACAGGCAUAUAAAAGUUAUGACGCUGGAAGAUGAGCCCCUCAGGUCGGAGGGCAUCCAACAUGCUAAUGGGGAAGAGCGGAGGACAAGUACAAGUAGAUCCAGAGCUGAUGAAGCGGCUGGGCCAAAGCCGAAAGGACGCUCAGUUGCGGAUAUGCCUGGAAGCGAAAGGAAAGUCCAAUGCUGUAAAGAAAAAUAUUGCAUAGGACCCUGGAAUGUAAGAACCAUGAACCUGGGUAAGUUGGAGGUGGUCAAAAAUGAGAUGGCAAGAAUAAAUAUUGACAUCCUGGGCAUCAGUGAACUAAAAUGGACGGGAAUGGGCGAAUUCAGUUCGGAUGACCAUCACAUCUACUACUGUGGGCAAGAAACCCGUAAAAGAAAUGGAGUGGCCCUCAUAGUCAACAAAAGAGUGGCAAAAGCUGUACUGGGAUGCAAUCUCAAAAAUGAUAGAAUGAUCUCGAUACGAAUCCAAGGCAGACCUUUUAACAUCACAGUAAUCCAAGUUUAUGCACCAACUACUGGUGCUGAAGAAACUGAAAUUGACCAAUUCUAUGAAGACUUACAACACCUUAUAGAAGUGACACCAAAGAAGGAUGUUCUUCUCAUUAUAGGGGAUUGGAAUGCUAAAGUAGGGAAUCAAGAGAUAAAAGGAACAACUGGCAAGUUUGGCCUUGGAGAUCAAAACGAAGCAGGGCAAAGGCUAAUAGAGUUCUGUCAAGAGAACAAGCUGGUCAUCACAAACACGCUUUCCCAACAACACAAGAGACGACUCUGCACAUGGACAUCACCAGAUGGGCAGCAUCGAAAUCAGAUUGAUUAUAUUUUCUGCAGCCAAAGAUGGAGAAGCUCUAUACAGUCAGCAAAAACAAGACCUGGAGCUGACUGUGGCUCAGAUCAUCAGCUUCUUAUAGCAAAAUUCAAGCUUAAACUGAAGAAAGUAGGAAAAACCACUGGGCCGGUAAGAUACAAUCUAAGUCAAAUCCCUUAUGAAUACACAGUGGAAGUGAGGAACAGGUUUAAGGAUUUAGAUUUGGUGGACAGAGUGUCUGAAGAACUAUGGAUGGAGGCUCACAACAUUAUACAGGAGGCAGCAACGAAAAUCAUCCCAGUGAAAAGGAAAUGCAAGAAAGCAAAGUGGCUGUCCAAUGAGGCCUUACAAAUAGCAGGGCAGAGAAGGCAAGCAAAAUGCGAGGGAGAUAGUGAAAGAUACAGGAAAUUGAAUGCAGAUUUCCAAAGAAUAGCAAGGAGAGACAAGAAGGCCUUCUUAAACGAGCAAUGCAAACAAAUAGAGGAAAACAACAGAAUGGGAAGAACAAGAGAUCUGUUCAAGAAAAUUGGAGAUAUGAAAGGAACAUUUCGUACAAAGAUUACCAUAAUAAAGGACAAAAGUGGUAAGGACCUAACAGAAGCAGAAGACAUCAAGAAGAGGUAGCAAGAAUACACAGAGGAAUUAUACCAGAAAGAUAUGGCUGUCUCGUACACCCCAGGUAGUGUGGUUGCUGACCUUGAGCCAGACAUCCUGGAAAGUGAAGUCAAAUGGGCCUUAGAAAGCACUGCAAAUAACAAGGCCAGUGGAAGUGAUGGUAUUCCAGCUGAACUAUUUAAAAUUUUAAAAGAUGAUGCUGUUAAGGUGCUACACUCAAUAUGCCAGCAAAUUUGGAAAACUCAGCAGUGGCCAGAAGAUUGGAGAAGAUCAGUCUACAUCCCAAUCCCAAAGAAGGGCAGUGCCAAAGAAUAUUGCCAGAAGAAAUAUCAACAACCUCAGAUAUGCAGAUGACACAACCUUGAUGGCAGAAAGUGAGGAGGAAUUAAAGAACCUUUUAAUGAGGGUGAAAGA
This is a messenger RNA of Podarcis raffonei (Aeolian wall lizard), 2021 nucleotides long. RefSeq names its product craniofacial development protein 2-like. The transcript has 2 exons. NCBI's taxonomy places the organism in Eukaryota, Metazoa, Chordata, Lepidosauria, Squamata, Lacertidae. The coding region runs from base 174 to 1616 and encodes 480 amino acids. The record is from RefSeq and is a predicted model, not a curated record. Gene Ontology annotation, molecular function: catalytic activity.